AUGGGAUCUAUAAUUAUAGGCCUCGACGAAGACAUCGCCAUUAUUGGCAUGGCCUGUCGCUUCCCCGGAGACGCCACGAGUCCCUCGAAGUUAUGGGAUCUCCUGAUGGAAGGCAAGUCGGCCUGGUCCGAAGUCCCGGCAUCGAGAUGGAACCAAGACGCACACUACCAUCCGUCGCAAGAGCGCGCGGGGAGCAACACCGUAAAAGGCGGUCAUUUCUUGCGCGACGACGAGCAGAACGGCAAGAAGUUCGACGCCGCCUUCUUCAAUAUUACCCACAAAGAGACAGAAACGAUGGAUCUCCAGCAGCGUAUAGUCAUGGAAAAUGUCUACGAGGCAAUAGAGAGCGCCGGCCUCCGGCUCGAGGACGUAAAAGGAAGCAAGACUAGCGUGUUCGCGGCUCAAUUUACCGAUGACGUGCGUUCAAUUCUUCAAGAGGACCCGGACUUGUCUGUCAAGUAUAAACCAAUCGGCACCAGCGCGGCCAUCCUCGCGGCCCGAGUAAGCUGGUUUUACGACCUGAGAGGUGCCAGCUUCACUCUGGACACGGCAUGUUCUGGCAGCAUCGUGGCGUUGCACACGGGGGCCCAGGACCUGCGCGCCGGGCUCAGUGAUAUGUCUAUAAUAACCGGAGUCAACAUAAUCGAGUCCCCAGAGUUUAUGUUCCGCGCCAGCGGCCUUGGCAUGGUGUCGCCCGAUGGCAAGUGCUAUUCUCUUGACGCGCGCGCUAACGGCUACGGGCGCGGCGAGGGGGUGGGCACGUUAAUCCUCAAACCUGUGUCGGCGGCCAUCCGCGACGGCAACGUAAUCCGCGCCGUGCUACGCGGCACCGGCGUCAACUCAGACGGCCGCGGCACCGGCGGCAUCACGCUGCCCAAUAAAGCGGCCCAGGAGUGCCUCAUACGGGACGUUUACGCCCGCCACAACCUCAACCCAGACGAGACCGGUUUUCUCGAGGGCCACUUUACAGGUACGCCGGCCGGCGACCCGAUCGAGGCCAGCGCCAUUGCCGCUGUGUUCCAGCGCGGCGGACCGAGAGCGGCGGCUGACAGGCCGUCGCUAUACGUGGGCGCUGUCAAGGCCAACAUUGGCCAUGUCGAGGCGGCAUCUGGCAUGGCCCAAGUCAUCAAGACAGUCAUGGUGCUGGAAAACGGUGUGAUACCGCCCAACACAAACUUUGAAAAGAUCAACCCCAGGAUACCAAUUGACAGAUGGGGUCUCAAGCUGCCCCUGUCGCCGACGCCAUUCGAGGCAGGGCCCUCAGGGAUCCGACGGGCGAGUAUCAACAGUUUUGGGUUCGGCGGCACAAACGCCCACGUGGUGCUGGACGAUGCCAAAAGCUAUCUGGACAAGCUGGGUUUAGGUGAUAGGGGCCACUUACACGCAACAAAGCCGGGGAAAUCAGCACUCAAAACCCCUGGAAAGGACAAUUGCUCGUCGCAGCAGGCUGCGGCAGGCCACAAGGUCUUUUUCUUCUCCGCAAACGAUCAAGAGGGCAUCUCGCGUGUCUUCGCGGGUGUCGCGGAGCAUUUGCAGAAGCAGACCGGUGAAAACGGAACAUGCCAGAUAGACGACGCAUAUCUCUCCAGUCUCGCCAUGACUCUUUCAGAGCGGCGUUCACGCUUGUCCUGGCGCCUUGCCCUCACCGCCGACUCAUUCACGUCCCUCCUUGCGGCGCUCACCGAUCCCACCACAAGUGCCAGCGCCGUCCGCCCCGGCAGGGCCACCACGCCCGCCGCAGCUUUCAUCUUCACAGGCCAAGGAGCACAGUGGUUCGCCAUGGGCCGGGAGCUGCUCGUCUUCGACGUCUUCAGGGCGAGCGUUGCCGAGGCCGACAGGUUCAUUGGCGGUACACUCAGCAGCGGUUUCAGCGUGCUGGAGGAGCUUACGCAGCCCAGCGCCGAGACCUCCAAGAUCGACCAGCCGCUGUACUCGCAGACGCUAUGCACUGUGCUGCAGGUCGCCUUGGUGGAUCUGCUUGCCAGUUGGAAGCUGACGCCCAAGCGUGUGAUCGGGCACUCGAGCGGCGAGAUCGCGGCCGCGUACGCGGCGGGCGCUCUGGACCGCAAGUCAGCGUGGAAGGUAGCCUACUACCGAGGUGUCGUAAGCGCGAAGCCCGCGGCCGACAACAACGCACGUGGCGCGAUGGUGGCUGUCGGAUGCACCGCCAGCGAGGUGGCUCCUCUCAUUGCUCAAAUCCAUGAGAAACUCGGUGCUGAUGGAGAGCUAGUCAUCGCCUGUUACAACUCGCCCCGCAGCCUCACCAUCUCCGGAGACGAGACCAAGGUGGACGCGUUGAUCGAGGCCGCGAACGACAAGAAGCUGUUUGCGCGGAAGCUGCGCGUAGCUAAGGCGUACCACUCGCGCCACAUGAUUCCCGUAUCCGAAGAAUACCGGUCGUUGAUGGGCACGCUCCGGGCAGCUGCUGCGGUUAACGGGCUGCCGUCGUCCGGUGUGCAUGUCAUGUCUUCGGUCACGGGUGGUCUGAUAGCUGCGAGUGACAUGACCCAAGCUGACUAUUGGGUACAGAACCUCGUAUCUCCGGUGCGGUUCUCGCAGGCGCUCGUUGCCUUGUGCACCUCUAACGUUGCGAAGAAGCAGCUCAAGGUCGGCGGCGGCGCCGAACUGCCUGUGUCGCACCUCGUCGAGAUCGGCCCGCACGGCGCGCUACAGGCGGCGGCGCGAGACGCUGUGCUCAAUGACCCGAACCACAAGGCCCUGCGCUACGUGUCUAUCUUGACACGCGGGAAGCAUGCGUGUGCCACCGCGCUGCACGCAGUCGGCGCGCUGGCUGCGGCGGGCCUGCCGAUCGAUCUGGCCAAGGUCAAUAGCAACGGCGGCAAGGGCAACUAUGCCAUGUUGGUGGACUUGCCCCCGUAUCCCUUCCUCCACACAAAGGAGACGUAUUCUUGGUUGGAAUCCCGUACCAGCCGCGCGUGGCGGUUCCGAAAACAUGCUCGGCACGACGUCCUCGGCGCCCCCGUCCGCGACUGGGAUCCGGACGCCCCGAGGUGGCGCAACCACCUCCGCGUGUCGGAGGUCCCGUGGCUCCGGGACCACAAGGUCACGGACAGCAUUGUCGUCGCUGGGGUGACUUACCUGGUGAUGGCGAUUGAAGCUGUGCGCCAGCUGUACGGCGAUAAGGGGGAGGUGCCGCUCGGCUUCAAUCUACGGGACGUAAGCAUCUCGCGGGCAUUCCAGGUCAGCGAGGAUGAGCACACUGAGACCAUGCUUUCCAUGAAGCGAGUCGCCGAGUCACGCCAGUCGGACAGCAGCUUGUGGUGGGAGUGGAAGGUCACCUCCUUCAGUGCUCACGAUGACACUUGGCUGGAGCACAGCCGCGGACAGAUCGCCGCUGAGACCGCUGCCGAGAUAUCUACGGGUGUGAUUGACGGCGGGCGCGAAGAAAGGGAGCGAAGCCGCUACUACAAGGAGCUGCUGUCGUCCGUGACGCGGGUCUGCACCGCGCCACAGACGGAGCUUCUCCCGAGCCGGUACGCCGAGCUCGAGCGAAUCGGCCUCGGGUUCGGUCGUCUUUUCCGCAACAUCUCUAGCAUGUACUCCAGCUCCAAUGGCGACAGCAAGACGAGCGGCCAGGCGCUGGGCACCAUCCGCAUCCCAGACAUCGCCACGGCAAUGCCGGGCCACGCCCUCGCCGCCUCGAUAAUCCAUCCGCCAGUUUUCGAUAGCAUCAUGCAGUCCUUCAUCUUCGCCUUGCAGGCCUCGGCUGAACGCCUGACGGAGCCCAUGGUGCCCGUGGCGAUACGCAGCGUAUGGGUCAGCGCCGGCAUCGAAGCCCGACCUGGCACGGAGCUCACGGUACACGCCGCAGCCGGCCGCGUCGGCCACAAGAAAGCCGAGGCGGACAUCACGGCUUGGAGCACCAACCCUGAUGCCGACAGGCCUGUAAGGGUCGUAAUGCGCGGCAUCGAGGCAGUGCCUUUACAGCACGGCACCACCGCGGGGGACGCAGCCGGCAGCAGGCGUGAAAUCUGUUUCAACCUGGACUGGAAGCCGGACGUGGACAUUCUUGAGGCAAACGGCGAGGCCGAAACUUGCAUACGCACUGCAUUACUGCCACUGGAGACUCCGGCGCUCCAGGAGAGCGCCUUAAAACAGCUCGGGGACGUGCAGCUGGCGUGCGCCAUCUGGAUCACCGAAGCCGUCAAGAAGGUCGAGGCGCGGCCGCUCGCAGACGAAAACGCGUUACCUGAGCACAUGAAGAAAUAUCUAGGCUGGUUGCGGCUGAUUGCUAACGAUUACAAGAACAACAAAGUAUUCCGCCAAGACGUCUCGUGGCCGGCUGUUACGGAAGACGCCACCGCACGCGACAGAUUCCUCGCCGAGUAUGAGGCGUCGGGCCACCCCGAAGCCGCUAUGAUAUGUCGAAUCGGGCGUAACAUUGCGCCGAUUCUCCGCGGAGACGUGGACGGACUGCACCUGCUAUUCGGCAUGGACGACCUGCUCGAGCGCGUUUACCGCGUCUCGAUAGGAACCCAGAAGAUCCACGCUCUAAUGGGGGCGUAUGCCAGAAUACUGAGCCACAAGCGCGGCGCAGACCUCAAGGUGCUGGAGAUUGGUGCCGGAACCGGCGGGACGACGACCAGCAUCCUCGAGGCCGUCUGUCCUGCGGGGACCCGUGUCAUCGGCGACUCGCGGCUGCUGAAAUACACCUAUACGGAUAUCAGCCCCAGCUUCUUCGAGACUGCUGCGGCCAAGUUCGGCAAGUGGAAGGCCGGUGGCGUCAUUGAGUUCAAGACAUUAGAUAUCGAGAAAGAUGUUGAGGAGCAGGGCUUUGACCUGGCCUCUUAUGACCUGAUCAUUGCGGCCAACUGCCUCCACGCGACGUCGGACAUCACCAAGACUAUGGCCCGCGUCAACAGUCUUUUGAAGCCCAACGGCAAGCUCUUCCUCCAGGAAACCACGGAGCUACGGUGUCUCGAGUCUCCGCUUGUCUUUGGCAUGCUCGCUGGAUGGUGGGCUGCCAAGGAGGACUUCCGCCCCUGGGGUCCGCUGCUAGACGGAAAGGGGUGGGAGCGAGUGCUGCGCGAAGCCGGCUUUUCCCAGACUGUCCUAGAGCUCAAGGACUCAACUAAAGAUGAGCUGCACGUACAGAGCAUGGUUGUAGCGACGCGACCGGCGGACGAGGAAGUCGCCAACAAGUCGCAGCAGCUCGACGAGGAGGAUAUUCUUCGCCGGGUGUUUGUGGUUGCGCAUGAGACGCCCGAGGACAUUGCCUUGGCUACGUUUGUGGCUUCUGCCGUGUCAGAGAUGACCGACCUCGGGGUGAGCGUCGUUCAUUUCAUCGACCUGGAACAGCAUGAUCUAGCCAACACAUGCUGCAUUGUGGUGAUGGAGGCUACCAAGCCCUUCCUCUCGUCGUCUUUCAGCGAAGCCGAGUUUGUGAUUCUGCGCCACUUACUGACCAAAGCCGGAGGCCUGCUGUGGCUCACGCUCCACCCACAUGAGAACCCCCACAUGGCUAUGAUACCGGGCCUUCUUCGUACGGUGCGCUGGGAGAGAAAUCUUGAUGGCUCGGACCUGCUGCUUCUUCAUCUGCCCUCUGCCAAAGCCUCGCUCGUGGCGGCCAACGUUGUCAAAGUCUUCAAGCAUCACUUCAGCGGACCUUUUCUGUCUCUGGAUCGCCAUGCCGACUACCUUGUCGACCCAGUCGGUUGCGGUUUUGAUCAUGGUGGAGUCAUCCAGACGGCCCGGAUCAUCGCCGCUCCCCCAGUCAAUGACUUCAUCGCACAGAGAACGACUGUGCUCCAGCCUCGGUUGCAGGCAUUUGGCGCCGACCAGAGUCGCAGCCUGAAGCUGCACACCUCUAUGCCAGGAGAUCUGGAUAAGCUGCAUUUCGUCGACUGGCCAGGGGCGCAGCAGCCUCUCGGGGACGACGAGGUUCAGGUAGAGAUCAAGGCCGCGGGCUUGAACUUCCGCGACGUCAUGGUGGCCAUGGGCGAACUCGACAACAAUACCCUCGGCUACGAGGGUGCCGGUAUCGUCACGCACGUCGGUGACGAGGUGACGGAUAUCAAGGCCGGCGAUCGUGUCAUCGCUGUCUGGAACGGCGACAAUAACUGCCUCCAGACUCGUACGAGGGUGCCCCGGGACCUCGUAGCCAAGAUUCCUAACAGCAUGUCUUUCGAAGAGGCUGCCGGCAUUCCUGUUGUCUUCGUGACAGCCUACUUUUGCCUAUAUGAGGUGGCGCGUCUCAAAGCCGGGGAGACUAUCCUCGUCCACGCAGCAGCGGGCGGGACAGGUCAGGCCGUGAUCCAGCUGGCCAAGCAUUUGGGCGCCGAGGUCUACGCGACCGUAUCCUCGCGCGAGAAGAUGAAACUGCUGAUGGAGCAGUACGGGCUCGCCGAGGAUCAUAUCUUCAGCAGCCGUGAUCUGUCUUUUGCAAGCGGCAUCAUGCGCAUGACGGGUGGCAAGGGCGUUGACGUGGUUGUCAACUCCCUCUCGGGCGAGGCGCUGCGUGCCUCUUUCAACUGCAUAGCCAUGUUUGGCCGCUUCGUCGAGAUUGGUAAACGCGACAUCAUGGCCAACGGCAAAAUCGAUAUGCUCCCUUUCAGCCGAUGCGCCACCUUCACUGCGGUUGACCUCGCCCAAAUAGCCACCUUGGCGCGCCCAUUGACCUCGCGCAUCAUGCGCUCCGUCGUCGACCUGCACGCCGCCGGCAAGCUCCAUGCCUGCAGGCCGCUCAACGUGCACACCUUUGGGGAAAUGGAAGACGCAUUCCGCAUCCUACAGCAGGGCAAACAUAUUGGCAAGGUCGUCCUCAAGGCGCACCCCGAGGACCUCGUCAAGGUUGUCCCCAAGCCGCCUGCGCCCACGCGUCUGAGACUCGACGCGACCUACCUGCUUCCAGGCGGCGUCGGCGGGCUCGGGCGGUCCAUCGCCAAGUGGAUGGCAGCGCCGGCACAAGGCGCCAAGAACAUCGUGUUCCUUUCGCGCGGCGGCGCCGAAGCCGCCACAACGCGCCAGCUGCUCGCCGAGUUGGCCGACAUGGGCGUGCGGGCGAUAGCACUCAAGUGCAACGUCGCCGACGAGGCGCAGUUGGUCGCGGCGCUGGCCGAGCUGAACCGCCUGGACUUCCCCCGCAUUGCCGGUGUCAUCCAAGGUGCGAUGCAGCUCCGUGACUCAGCCUUUGAGUUCAUGUCGCACGCGCAAUGGGAAGAGUGCCUGGGCCCCAAAGUGCAAGGCACAUGGAAUCUCCACAAGUAUCUACCCGCCGAUAUGGACUUUUUCGUCAUGCUGGGCAGCGUGGCCGGGCUCGUCGGCAACCGGGGCCAGUCCAACUACGCGGCGGGCAACACGUUCCAGGAUGCGCUUGCAAUAUACCGGCGCACCAAGGGGCUGGCGGCGACGUGCAUAGAUCUGUGCAAUGUCAUGAGUGUAGGCUUUGUCGCCGAGAACCAAGAAACACUCAACAAGAACCCGCUCUUCUUCUACGCGCACGACGGUAUCCGCGAGGACGAGUUCCUCAGCUUGGUCGAGUUCCACCUCGACGCAGAACGAGCGGGCUGCCAGGGGCAACCCCAGAUUGGCGUUGGCUUGGCACCACUGUCCGUGUUUAAGGAGCGCGGUUUGCCCGAGCCGACGUUCAUCAAGUCGCCGCUGUUCCGACAGUUGCGGUCGAGCGGCGAGUCGGGGGCCACGGCGGAUGCUGCAUCGGACCAGAACGGCGGCACCGUGUCGGUGACACGUGCUCUCAAGUCAGCCCAAAGCCCAGAGGCGGCGGCGAAAAUCAUCUGUGACGCGCUGGUGCAGAGGAUCAGCCGCACGAUGCGGAUUCCGGAGCCAGACAUUGACGUUGGCAAGCCGAUUCACGUCUAUGGCGUGGACUCGCUAGUGGCCAUGGAGAUUCGGAACUAUGUUGCUAGUGAGUGCGGGUAUGCGGUUUCGGUCUUGGAGAUUAUGAGUAACAAAAGUACGGAGGUUUUGAGUGGCGAGAUUGCCAAAGGGAGCAAAUUUGUGCGCAAUGGCCUUUAG
Colletotrichum graminicola M1.001 is the source of this 7995-nucleotide messenger RNA. RefSeq names its product beta-ketoacyl synthase domain-containing protein. Gene Ontology annotation, biological process: fatty acid biosynthetic process; secondary metabolite biosynthetic process. The transcript has 3 exons. The record is from RefSeq and is a predicted model, not a curated record. NCBI's taxonomy places the organism in Eukaryota, Fungi, Ascomycota, Sordariomycetes, Glomerellales, Glomerellaceae. Gene Ontology annotation, molecular function: fatty acid synthase activity; phosphopantetheine binding; zinc ion binding. The coding region runs from base 1 to 7995 and encodes 2664 amino acids.